Parnassius mnemosyne (clouded apollo) is the source of this 789-nucleotide messenger RNA. Lineage: Eukaryota; Metazoa; Arthropoda; Insecta; Lepidoptera; Papilionidae. The record is from the annotation of a GenBank genome assembly.
AUGUUAGAAUCUGUAAAGUGUGUGAUAUUAAUUCUAUCAGGAAAAGGAGGUGUUGGAAAAUCUACAGUGAGCACUCAAUUAGCUCUUACGCUUAAGGAAAAGGGAUUUAAGGUUGGGCUACUGGAUGUGGAUCUGUGCGGCCCGAGUGUACCUUAUAUAUUAAAUUUGGAAACAGAAAACAUCCAUCAGGGUGCUGAAGGGUGGAUUCCAGUGUAUCUUGAUAAGGAUCAAAAAUUGGGUGUUAUGUCUAUUGGAUUUCUUUUAAAAAAUCGUAAUGAUGCUGUUGUUUGGAGGGGACCCAAAAAAACUGCCAUGAUUAAACAGUUUCUUGAGGAUGUGUGUUGGCAAGACCUUGAUUUCUUAGUGAUAGACACACCUCCAGGUACUUCAGAUGAGCAUAUUACAGUCAUGGAGAACCUUCGUCAAGUGCCACAAUGCUCAGCCAUAUUGGUUACUACACCACAGGAAGUGGCCAUCGAGGAUGUUCGAAAAGAGAUAACUUUUUGUCGUAAAACUGGCAUUCCAAUUCUUGGAAUCAUUGAAAAUAUGAGUGGGUUUCAAUGUCCAACCUGCAAUGAAUGUACCAACAUAUUUUCAAGUGGCGGAGGAAAAGCUCUGGCCGACGUUGCCAAAGUUCCUUUCUUAGGGAGUUUACCCCUUGAUCCUCGAGUCGGCAAACUUGCGGGGCAGGGUGUUGCUGCUGUAAAAGAGCUUCCUGAUUCAAAUACAAGCAAAGUGUUUAACCACCUCGUAACUGUGUUGACUGAAUCAACACAGAAUGGUUCCUGA